This is a messenger RNA of Porites evermanni, 537 nucleotides long. The record is from the annotation of a GenBank genome assembly. Lineage: Eukaryota; Metazoa; Cnidaria; Anthozoa; Scleractinia; Poritidae.
AUGGGAAUAUCCAAAGUGUGCUGUCGAUGUUCUACAGAACCAAAUUCAGAAGCUCGAACUCCAGUUCUCCGACGUUUUUCCUGUGGAGUAGGAAGCGUAUUGAAUGAAAUCCAAAGCCAGCUUAUUUCGUUCCGUCUAGUUUUCUUCAUGAAUGUUGUAGGACUCUCCGCGACUGAAGCUGGCGUGCUGGCACUAUACGGGAAGAUUUCCCAGGCCGCAGCAACACCUCUUUGCACGUUUUUGGAAGAACGAAUUAAGAUCCCAUUUUUGUCCCGAAAACUCGGAAGAAGAAAGUCUUGGCAUUUCAUUGGAACAAUGCUGUUAACAAUCGUCCUACCACUCUACUUUGGACCUUGUUUUCCUUGUAAGAGUGAUGGUGGACAUUGGCAACUGAUGGUGUACAUUCUGACAUUGAGCACAGUUCUGUCAACUAGCGUUAGCUUGAUAGAACUUGGACAUCUGACGCUCAUUCCUAUUAUUGCAAAGAAUCAAGAAGAGGCCAUUGAACUGAAUGCAUUGAGGUUUGUUUUCCCUUAA